AUGAAAGAGGAGCUUUCACCGUUGGAUGCAGAUGGAUCAAAAUUUUUAAUUUUUUUACAGCAGUCGAUUAGUGAUUGCGAAAACCAAUGCAGCAGAAGCAUUACUGAUGAUGAUCUUUGCGGAAAUAAAACUAAAAAUAAAGACAAAGAAUUUUGUUGGAGAACAUGCGGUGGCAUCCUAAACGAAGGACCACAGCCGAAAACACCGAGUCAACUCAGCUGGACCUUCACACCAUCCUACGCCAUUGAUAUCACCUGGCAUGGUGAUGGAACUUUCUUUUUGCUGGAACUGUCUGCAAUUUCAGAAAACCAAAACGAACGCGUUGAAAAUAUCAUAAUAACUACAGCAUCACUGAAAAAUUAUACGAAAUCAGCGGCAAACUUCUGCAAAACGCUUCUGUUUCGAGUGGCAUCGGUGACAAGCGGUGGCGUCAGUGAUUACAGUGAUGCGCACACAAUCUCUGCACCAGCUCCCGAAAUCACUAGCAAUGUAACGGUUCACUCGAUGGAAUACAUCUUAAUAUCUUGCGCAUUUUUCACUUACAGAAUCAGCGUUUUAUCGACAGUGGAUAUUAUUCCAACGGGUCCAUCAAGCUGGUUCUAA
Gongylonema pulchrum is the source of this 603-nucleotide messenger RNA. The record is from the annotation of a GenBank genome assembly. Lineage: Eukaryota; Metazoa; Nematoda; Chromadorea; Rhabditida; Gongylonematidae.